AUGAGGAAUCCAGGAGUGGCACGAAUUCGUUUCUGCGGCGCAAACUCAGCAAUGGUGAGUCAAAUGAUCACCUUUCUCAGUGGCACCAUCUCUCAACUUCGUCGACAUAUUGCGGCCAUAAGAGAAAAGGAAACGGAACGUUUCGAUGAAAGAGCUCGGGAAGCCCAACUGCUUGUUAUGCUCGAAAUGCACGUGCUGGCAAACCGAAUAGGUAGCCAUGGAAAAGAAGUGGAUUAUCGGAAACGCGGCUUCUUCGAUGGUGACGACUCUGGACAGGACGAUAAUCUGUCGACCUUCCUGCGAAAUAUGACGUCCGAUUUCCGCUUCAUAUUCAUGGCCACCGAUUCGAGCCGGAUGCGCAAAUUUUUGGAGGAGGCCGUCUCGGAUAGUUUCGCGCACAUAAUACCCCGGACGCUGGCUGAGAUCUACGACGAGUUAUGUGUUUCCCUGCCCUACGAUCUGGAGGAAUAUUCUCCGGACUCCGGAUCGAAUGCUGGUUCCGUUACCCACACCCCGACCAAAAAAGAUCCAUUUGCCGAGCACUCGCUUUAUGAGGGGAACAGAGCAGCUUCAAAAGCCAUGAUGGACACUUUCCUCGAUGAAUUGGCGUCACUUAGCGCUCCAGGCGAUCGCAAAUCGAAUGGCGGAACUAAAGUCGGCGAAAAGCGUCGUCUCUCCAACGACUCAAAAGCCGAGCAGCCUGAGCGGAAAACUGUCCGCAAGAAGGUCAUCCCCGAGACCCCCGAGGAAAAGCUAAUAAGAAACCAGGCCAAUUGCUUCGACGAAGACGAGAUCCUCGAGACGCCAAUGGGGAAAAUGUACCGCGGCCGAGAAACUAAGAAAGCCGCUCUCCGAGUUCUAAAGAAGGCACUAACCCAAGGAAAAUCUAUCAAAAAUGUCAAACAGCAAAGCACCUCCUUACCGGCCUCCCCACAAAAAGGACGCAAAUUCGUGUUCAAGUCGCAGCGAUUCGGGCUAACUGAAGAGCGAAUGAAGCAGAUCCUGAAUGCCCGCAACCAAAUUGUGGCGGCAGACCGGAAGGGUGGCGAGCAAGCAGUUCGUGAAUGCGUCACCAAAAUGCGCCAAGAAUUCCUUGCCGGCCGUGAGGCAGCCUCGACCCAACGCAACCGUACGGGAAGGGCCGUCAAGAAAUCCGGCAAGGUCUACGUAUCUCACAUCCUUGUCAACACUUACAACCACAACAAAUUGCGCCAGAACGAGCCCGUCUGCAACAUCAAGGGGCAAAUUUAUUUCGACAAAGUGGAAAGUGCCAACCUCCGCUGGCAACAUCUUGUGGAAUUGAAGAAACGAAAGCUGCUCAACGGCAAGCGGCAGCGCAACAACCAGAAGAAGCUGAUCAAGCCGAUCAAGGAGCGGUCAAGCGACGAUUCUUCAACAAAUGGUACUACGGAAGCGACAACUAACAAUCAGCUGCUGGAGCCAAAGCGAGAAGCGAUCACCCCCGACAGCGAUGAAGAGGAAUUA
Molecule: messenger RNA, 1485 nt
Organism: Mesorhabditis spiculigera
Lineage: Eukaryota; Metazoa; Nematoda; Chromadorea; Rhabditida; Rhabditidae
Source: the annotation of a GenBank genome assembly